Molecule: messenger RNA, 348 nt
Organism: Gongylonema pulchrum
Lineage: Eukaryota; Metazoa; Nematoda; Chromadorea; Rhabditida; Gongylonematidae
Source: the annotation of a GenBank genome assembly
AUGACCAAUGAGACAGUGGUGUGGACGGAUUCGAUGCGUGAAGUGCUGAUCAAAUCGGUGCAACGGCAGGAGUGCAUUUGGAAUUUCUCGAAUGCCGAUUAUCGAAAUGCGGCCAAAAAACGCCAGAUUUUCUGGGAUAUUGCCGAAGAGAUGUCCGCGAUUUUUGGUAUCCCACUCAAAGGUACGCACACAAGUCGACAGUGGCAGCAUCUGCGUGAUCAGUACAGACGCGCCAAACGGCGUAUGGAAUUAUCGAAUGUCAACGGACAGAUAAAGCCGUGGCGUUUUAUGCAGAUGUUGAAAUUUACCGAUGCAACAGACAUCGCUGAAGCAAAUGAUCCAAUGUAA